Molecule: messenger RNA, 1353 nt
Organism: Purpureocillium takamizusanense
Lineage: Eukaryota; Fungi; Ascomycota; Sordariomycetes; Hypocreales; Ophiocordycipitaceae
Exons: 1
Coding region: 374-1315 (313 amino acids)
Biological process (GO): ribosome biogenesis; cytosolic ribosome assembly
Source: RefSeq, a predicted model, not a curated record
CGAGCGUCGGCGGCUAGAGAUGGGGGAAGGUUUGCCAGCCCCGGGUGUGAGUGAGUGAGCAGUGCGAUGACUGUGUCGUGUGGUGACUCAAAAUGACUGGGCUGGAAGUGGAAGGCGGGGCAGCGAAAGAAAUCAUCGCUGGGCGGUUGUAGGAUGGCGGGGUCACAUAAAGGCCCGUCCACCGCAAGCCCGCUCUGACGACACUCUUCUGCUUCCCAAGAAACACCAAAACACCACCCGUUGCGACAGUCUGCUCUUUUGUCCUUUUUCACAGCAAGCAGUCCUGAUUUCGAUACCACAGAUCUUGCAUGCGACGACGCCAACGACGACCGCUUUAGCAGACCGACAUCCCCCGUCUUCCUUCCCACCCACCAUGUCCCGCCAAAUCAACCAACCCUCCAACCAAAUCAAGCUUACAAAUGUCUCGCUCGUGCGCCUGAAGAAGGGCAAGAAGCGCUUCGAGAUUGCUUGCUACAAGAACAAGGUGCUAGAGUGGCGCUCCGGCAUCGAGACGGACCUCGACAACGUCCUGCAGAUCCCCAACGUCUUCCUCAACGUCUCCAAGGGCCAGACGGCGCCCAAGGAGGACAUCGAGAAGGCGUUUGGCAAGGGCAAGUCGACCGACGACGUCGUCCUCGAGAUCCUGAAAAAGGGCGAGCUCCAGGUUGGCGAAAAGGAGCGCGCGGCGCAGCUGGAGCGCGUGCACAAUGAGGUCAUCGGCAUAGUGGCGAGCAAGCUCGUCGACCCGCGGACCAAGCGCGUCUACACGUCUGGGAUGAUCGAAAAGGCCCUCGACAUGCUGAGCUCUCAGGCGCACACGAACCCGGACAGUAAGAGCAACACGGCCAGCGGCACGGGGACGCCCGUCGCCGGAGAGGACAGCGAGGCGAAGCCGCGAGCCAAGGAGCAUAGCUGGACAGGGGUUGUCACCACCAAGAGCGCCAAGAGUCAGGCCCUCGACGCCAUGAAGGCCCUCAUCGCAUACCAACCCAUCCCGGUUGCCCGUGCGCGGAUGCGGCUGCGCGUGUCCUGCGCUACAGGGGUUCUGAAGCAGGCAGUCAAGGCCCCCGGCGGGGCCAAAGGCGCGGCGUCCAAGGAAGAGGACGGGGAGCAGAAAGCGCCGGGGACCGUCAAGGACAAGAUACUCGGAUACGUCGAGCAGGUAGAGACUCAGGAUGUCAUGGGCUCAGAGUGGGAGGUGGUGGGCUUCGUGGAGCCUGGCGCCUUCAAGCCUCUGUCUGACUUUAUCGCCAACGAGACCAAGGGCCAGGGCCGAGUGGAGGUUUUGGACAUGGCCGUCACGCAUGAAGACUAGACAGUCCAAUGAUGACUUUGAUACCCGCCAUGCAUGAC